This is a messenger RNA of Tarenaya hassleriana, 2069 nucleotides long. Its product is annotated as aspartyl protease family protein 2-like. The record is from RefSeq and is a predicted model, not a curated record. NCBI's taxonomy places the organism in Eukaryota, Viridiplantae, Streptophyta, Magnoliopsida, Brassicales, Cleomaceae. The coding region runs from base 305 to 1927 and encodes 540 amino acids. The transcript has a single exon. Gene Ontology annotation, molecular function: aspartic-type endopeptidase activity. Gene Ontology annotation, biological process: proteolysis.
UAUUGGUAGUUGACAAAGCUUCUCGUCGGAUUGGUCAUUACUCGACAACAACAAGAGUAGUAUUUAUUUAUUAUUAUUAUUGUUAUUAUUAUUGCGUGGUGCCAAAAAUCAGACCGAAGAAAACCUUUUUUAACCGAGUUGAAUCGGUCCCUUUGGAGACUGACUCACUUUCCUCUCUCUCUCUCCUCCACAACACCAAAGAGAGGUCUUCUCUUCUCCGUGUUACCAUUUCUACCGGACUUUUGCGUUUCCUCUGCACUUUCGAGCAAGAUCUUUUAUUCUUUUGUGUUUUGUCGGCAGCCCAAUGUCGACCGUACUCUGUCUCAUUCUUUGUUUGGUCUUCUUCUCGGCGUUUUCCUCUGCCUCUGCCUCUGCAGCUCUCGCCGGAAACUAUGGGAACAACAUCUCGAGCCUUGCAGGCUUUCACUUCCCCGAUCCGCCGAGUUUCAGCUCUGUUUCUUAUCCCACAAGCAAUGACUGCAGCUUCUCCUCGCCGGAUGAUUGGACCGGAGAAUUCCCCGGCAACAACACGGUGAGGCUUCACCUGAAGCACCGUGAGAUUAACCGAGAAACCGACCGGAAGAAAUCGGUCGUUCAGCUCAACGUCAGAGAUCUCACAAGAAUCCAGACGCUUCACAGACGUGUUAAGGAGAAGAAGAACCAGAACAUGGUCUCAAGGCUGCAACAACUGAGAGGGAGUGAGAAACAAGAGAAGGUGAAGACGACGAUUACCUCGGCCAUUCCUCCGGCGAAUUCUCCGGCAGAGCUGUCCAGUCAGCUCGUGGCUACGUUGGAGUCCGGCAUGUCACAGGGUUCCGGUGAAUACUUCAUGGACGUUUUGGUGGGCACACCACCAAAACACUAUUCUUUGAUUCUUGACACAGGAAGCGACCUCAAUUGGAUCCAGUGCCUACCUUGCUAUGACUGUUUCGAGCAAAACGGGACUUUUUAUGACCCCAAAGCGUCUACUUCCUUCGCAAACAUAACAUGUCGUGACCCAAGAUGCAGUCUUGUCUCAUCCCCUGAUCCUUUGGAACCGUGCAGGUCAGAUAACCAAUCAUGCCCUUACUUCUAUUGGUAUGGAGACAGCUCGAACACAACUGGAGACUUCGCAGUGGAGACCUUCACGGUUAACCUAACGACAGGGAGCGGGAACUCGGAGUACAAGAAGCUGGAAAACGUGAUGUUUGGCUGUGGACAUUGGAACCGGGGUCUCUUCCACGGUGCGGCAGGGCUUCUCGGGUUAGGAAGAGGUCCUCUUUCAUUUUCGUCACAGCUCCAGUCUCUAUAUGGCCAUUCCUUUUCCUAUUGCCUGGUUGACAGAAAUAGUGAUGCUAAUGUCAGUAGCAAGUUGAUAUUCGGGGAAGACAAGGAUUUGCUGAGCCAUCCAAAUCUAAAUUUCACUACUUUUGUGGCCGGGAAGGAGAAUCCUGUAGAUACAUUUUACUAUGUACAGAUAAGAUCCAUUCUUGUUGGUGGUGAGGUUCUGAAUAUACCUGAAGGGACGUGGAAUAUCUCGUCUGAUGGUACCGGAGGGACGAUCGUUGAUUCGGGUACGACUCUAAGUUAUUUUGCUGAACCUGCGUAUACCAUUAUCAGGGACAAGCUCUUAGAGAAGCUGAAAGGAAAGUACCCGGUGUUUAGAGAUUUCCCCAUUCUAGAUCCUUGCUUUAACGUGUCUGGCGUGGAGGAGAAGGUUGAGCUUCCAGAACUAGGAAUCACCUUUGCAGAUGGUGCUGUCUGGAAUUUCCCGGUCAAGAACACAUUCAUCUGGUUGGACGAGAGUUUGGUCUGCCUAGCAGUUCUUGGCACACCCACAUCAGCUUUUUCUAUCAUCGGGAACUACCAGCAGCAAAAUUUCCAUAUAAUCUAUGAUACAAAGAAGUCCAGGCUAGGGUUUGCGCCCAUGAGCUGUGCCGAUAUUUAACCUCUUGUGAUCACACUCAUGAGGAUAUUAGACCGACUGUACACAGGAGGAACAAAUUUUUCCCUUCAUGUUUGGCUCUUUUGUAGAUUCCUUCAAACAACAUGUAACACAGAAGAUCUCAAGGAAAAGAUUAUACCAGCUA